AUGCGGACCCGUUCCCAGCCUCUUUCCCCCGGGGGAUACCAAUCCCUCGAUGACCUGCCUGCCCGUCGCCGCGCGACGCGAAGUGCCUCAUCGGCCGAGCCAACCACCGAGUCGCAGCCCGAAGCUGCUAAGACUCGCAAGCCCGAAGCCAAAAAGCGCACCACCACCAAGAAGACCACCCGCCGACCCCGUUCGAAGGUGGCCAAGUCCACUGUCCCUGAUACUAAGCAGACAUCACCGGCCUUGACUGAGCAGCCUAAGGCGCUCGUUAUGGCUUCUGCUGAUGAGCAGGACAUGUGUUCCGAUGCCCAGAUGGCCCGGAGUGCCACUGAUACCCCCUCUCGCCCCCCCCUCUCCAACAUCGUCAACAGCCGGGCCCUGGGCCCCCAGAAUGCGACUCCUAUUAUGCGUCGCCGCCCCCGAGUCCCCUACGCCAGCAUCACAGCUCGCCGCCGCAGUAAUGCUGGUGGUCGCGUAGUCAACACCCUUUUUCAGCUCGAGAGCCUUGUCAACCAGUCCUCCACCACCGAGUCUGCUGCGACAGACAACGAGGAAGAGACAGUCCCGAUUGCUCGUGAUCCUGCCACCCCAGAACCGAAUAUCCCCACCACUCCAAAGACUGCCCCUGCCGCUAGUACCGGUGCCUCUCCCAGCUGGUCCCGACGGAUCAUCAACAAUGUCUCCUCGCGAUGGUCAAGCUUCCGUGGACGAAUUAGUCCCCGAAAAUCUGGAGGCUCCCAGGAUUUGGUCGCCGAAGCUACUGCGCCAAGCACCAGCACUACCCACGUCAUUGCCUCCCGGCCAGAGGAGACGGGCGUGAGCACAGAGAUGGAGAUGGCGGUUGUGCCCAUGACGCCUGUGGCUGCAGCCAGUACACCCCGGCGUUCCUCGCUCUCACGCACCCGACGCCCGCGAGCACCGUCAUUUGAUUACUCUGCUCGCCCUGGUGGCGGUUUCAGCAAGGAUACACUCGAUAAGUGCUACGCACGAAGCCGUACUCUCCCACCAUCUGGAUUCCGCAAUGAAGCUUUGGAUGCGCUAGCAUCAGAGCUGGGCAACAAGCGCAAGCGCGAAUCUCCCGAGUCCAUCCCAAACCCGCCUGGCUGCAGCUACGGAAUGCACGAAGACUACUUCACGUAUGAUGAUGACGAUGAGGUAUGGGCGGAAGAAGAGAAAGCUCAGCAAGCCGCAGCGGCUGCCAAGGCUGCAGAAGCAGCAAAUGAAGAAACUAUACAGCCUCCUUUGAAGAAACAACGCGUGGCUCAAGAGCCAGAUCAGACGCGCCGCCGGCAUAUCCUCUCCCGUCAAACACCCCGAAAGGCCGAAAAUCGUCCUGGAUACGACCGCAACCGCCCUACGCGAUUGUACCAAGCCACCCACUUACCUACUAUUGAAUCGAGUGACUUCCUUUCCGAAGGCUCCCACGGACCGGAUGUCACUAAGACUCGCCCCAACAUUAACACAGCUCCCUUCACCGCAAACACACAAGGUACUUUCCAAACUCCCGGAUGGGAUUCUUCACCUUCGUCUUCCGACGAUGAAGAUUAUCCUUCCUCUGGCCCCCAGCCUGAGUCUACCACCACCCCAACUGGUAUGUAUCAGGCCAUGCCUUCAUCUCCAAACGGCAUCUUUCCGGUUUCAUCGCCGGCCCCAAGGACUUUUAGAAACCCGAACCCCCAUGGAACGUUCCGUACGCCAUACUCUUCCGACGAUGAAGACGACAUGGACGUGGACAUGGACAUGGAUUCACCACCAAACUCAAAUAUCGCAGGAGCUGACCCAAUGGAUGAAGAUACCUCACCUCCGGCCCGAACCAACGAUACGACCACCGAGACCCCUACUCAGAAUGACGAACCCGCCUUGCCCGCCACUGACCCCUCUCCCCUCACCCGAGUUCGCAACAAAGCCCAGCAAUUCAAACCUAAGACGCCGAGCCGCCUUCGCGAAGCCUCCCGUUUCUCGACCGGCAGCGCAAACUCCUCCCCUCCCACCAUCAACGAGACGAGGGCCACACUUUUCCCCUCCGCCACACCUCUCCCAGUCACCACCAGCGACCCUAUGUCGGUUGAUGGUUCCUCGUAUCUGCAAACAAAUAAAAUUGGCGACGACGAAUUGGUAGAUCCCGAAGAUCUGGAAAGCGUUGACCCCAAAUGGCUGGAUGAAAUUUGUCCUAGCGGAGACUUUGACAAACUCACCUGGCCUGAAAUCACCAGGAAGCAAACCGACGUUUGUCAAGAAUUGAUCUUGAUCAACAAUGUCAAGACAGAAGAGGCAGUGAAAUAUUGGGAAGAGUUGUUUCAAUCGGGAGACUGGUGA
Messenger RNA from Penicillium longicatenatum, 2316 nucleotides. RefSeq lists its product as uncharacterized. The transcript has 2 exons. Bases 1 to 2316 code for a protein of 771 amino acids. NCBI's taxonomy places the organism in Eukaryota, Fungi, Ascomycota, Eurotiomycetes, Eurotiales, Aspergillaceae. The record is from RefSeq and is a predicted model, not a curated record.